Messenger RNA from Manis pentadactyla (Chinese pangolin), 6344 nucleotides. It is a transcript of the gene LMO7, whose product is annotated as LIM domain 7. Gene Ontology annotation, molecular function: protein binding. The coding region runs from base 204 to 5615 and encodes 1803 amino acids. NCBI's taxonomy places the organism in Eukaryota, Metazoa, Chordata, Mammalia, Pholidota, Manidae. Gene Ontology annotation, biological process: regulation of signaling; regulation of cell adhesion. The record is from RefSeq and is a predicted model, not a curated record. The transcript has 33 exons.
CUGGGGUCGGUUUCGGAAGUUUAGAGUGAGCCACGUCUUCACGCCCUUGCGGGAUCGAAACUUUCCCAGCCCGCAGAGGGCAACAAAGGGCGGGCGCGCGGGCGUCUCGCAGCCGGAGCAGAGGCGCGGCGGCGGGGCGGGACCCCGGUUCCUUCGCGCACCCACCGCUUCUCUCUCCCGCUCUGACCCUAGUCCUGGAAGGGAUGCAGGAGGCCGGGGCCGACUGCGCUGUAGCCUUCGCCGAGGCCCAGAGAUGGGUGGAGGCAGUAACAGAGAAGAAUUUUGAAACAAAAGAUUUUCGAGCCUCUCUAGAGAAUGGUGUUCUGUUGUGUGACUUGAUUAAUAAACUUAAACCUGGUGUCAUUAAGAAGAUCAAUAGACUGUCUACACCAAUAGCAGGUUUGGAUAACAUAAAUGUUUUUUUGAAAGCUUGUGAACAGAUUGGAUUGAAACAAGCUCAGCUUUUCCAUCCUGGGGAUCUACAGGAUUUAUCAAAUCGAGUCACUGUCAAGCAAGAAGAGACUAAUAGGAGAGUGAAAAAUGUUUUGAUAACAUUGUACUGGCUGGGAAGAAAAGCACAGAGUAACCCAUACUAUAAUGGUCCCUAUCUUAAUUUGAAGGCAUUUGAGAAUCUCUUAGGACAAGCUCUGACUAAGGCACUUGAAGAUUCCAGCUGCCUGAAAAGGACUGGCAGGGACAGUGGUUACGGUGAUAUCUGGUGUGCUGAACGUGGAGAAUUUCCUCCUCCUCCAGGCAACCAUAAGAGAGAAGACUCAUUUGAAAGCUUGGACUCUCUCGAGUCUAGGUCAUUCACGAGUUGCUCCUCUGAUACCACGCUGAGAGGGGGACGUGAAGGUUGUGAAAGUGACACAGACUUUGAAUUUACAUCCAAAAUGCAAGAUUGUAAUAAAGAUGAUAUGUCGUAUCGAAGGACUUCGGCUAUUGAACCAAAGUCUGCUUUACCAUUCAAUCGUUUUUUACCCAACAAAAGUAGACAGCCAUCCUAUGUGCCAGCGCCCUUGAGGAAGAAAAAGCCAGAGAAAAAUGAGGAUAACAGAAGAAGCUGGGCAAGCCCAGUCUAUACAGAAGGAGAUGGAGCGUUUCCAAGUGGACACAAAAAGAAUCCUUUAAUUUCCCAUCAAAUUAGCAGAGCAGAGUGUGAUUUUUCAAAUCCAGCUUCCCGGCAGGAGGAGGUAUAUGAUUCUGAAAGUGGCUCAGACGCUGAGGAUGAACGAAGGUUGCCUGAUGUAGUUUUGGAUGACUUAGCCUACCGUAGAUUCCAAAUGAAAAAGAGGCCUGAGAGGUGCAUCUCGAAAACCAUCUCUCCUAAUUCUUGUCCACAAAUAUUUUCUCCUGCUGACCCAUUAGCCACUGGGGCUUACAAACUGAUGAGUAACGAGAGGAGAGCUUGGGCCACAAACGUGGGGAACUGGCCAACAGGACAAGAAACUUCAAGCUCUUUUUAUUUGGAAGAAGACGAAAAGACAAGUGCACCCAACACUGUCAAGGAUGAUCUUUAUGUGCGAAAACUACGUCCAAUCAUGCCAAACCCAGGAAAUGCUUUUGAUCAGUUUCUUCCCAAAUAUUGGAUCCCAGAUGAUGUGAACUGGAAAAGAAUAAAAAGGGAAACUUGUAAACCAUGGUACAAAGAAUUUCAGGGAUUCAGUAGCAAGAAUUCAGACUCUGGGGAUGAGGAUUCAGGCUCUGACAGAAGCUCCACCAUUUUUACUAGAAUUCAAAAAACAGAGCGUAGGCUAGCCAGCAACUCCCAAAGACGUUCGCUCUUGCUGGAAUUGGCUACCAAAAAGGCCAGAAACUCCCAGGACACCUAUGCAGCCAGGAGAACCAGUGGUGCCUCUGACGAGCCCAGUCAGUUUUUAUUACUUCAGGCCCUCCAAACAUACUCUGAUGACAUCUUGUCUUCUGAAACAAAUAUCAGAAUUGAUCCCACUGCUGGCCCAAGGCUCAUAACACGCAGAAAGAAUCUCUCUUAUGCACCAGGGUAUAGAGAUGACCUCGAGAUGUCAACCUUGGAUCCUGACCUAGAGAAUGACGAUUUCUUUGUCAGAAAGACUGGGGCUUUCCAUGCAAAUCCAUGUGUACUCCGGGCUUUUGAAGACUUCAGAAAGUUUUCUGAGCAAGAUGAUCCCAUAGAACGAGAUAUAAUUCUGCAAUGUAGAGAAGGUGAACUUGUGCUUCCAGAUCUAGAAAAAGAUGAUAUGAUUGUUCGCCGAAUCCCAGCCCAGAAGAAAGAGGUGCCUCUGUCAGGUGCCCCAGAUAGAUACCACCCAGUCCCUUUCCCUGAACCCUGGACUCUUCCUCCAGAAAUUCAAGCAAAAUUUCUCUGUGUACUUGAAAGGACGUGCCCUUCCAAAGAAAAAAGUAAUAGCUGUAGAAUAUUAGUUCCUUCAUAUAGGCAGAAGAAAGAUGAUAUGUUGACUCGUAAGAUCCAAUCUUGGAAGCUGGGAACUACUGUGUGUCCCAUCAGUUUCACCCCUGGGCCCUGCAAUGAGGCGGACUUAAAGAAGUGGGAGGCCAUCCGGGAGGCCAGCAGGCUUAGACACAAGAAACGGCUGAUGGUUGAGAGACUCUUUCAAAAGAUUUAUGGUGAGAAUGGGAGUAAGUCCAUGAGUGAUGUCAGCGCAGAGGAUGUUCAGAACCUGCGUCAGCUGCGUUACGAGGAGAUGCAGAAAAUAAAAUCACAAUUAAAAGAACAAGAUCAGAAGUGGCAGGAUGACCUUGCAAAAUGGAAAGAUCGUCGAAAAAGCUACACCUCAGAUCUGCAGAAGAAAAAAGAAGAGAGGGAAGAAAUUGAAAAGCAGACUCUUGAGAAGUCUGAGAGAAGCUCUAAGACAUUUAAGGAAAUGCUGCAGGACAGGGAAUCCCGAAAUCAAGUGUCUACAAUUACAUCAAGGAGGAGAAUGUAUUCUGAUGAUGAUGCCUUGAGUGAAGAAAAGCUUUCACCUACACUGAGUAUGUCAGAAGCAAGUUACCGGAGCGAGAGAGUAGAAGAGAAGGGAACAGCUCAUCCUACAGAAAUUCCUAAACAGGGUUCUACAACUUUUGCAAAACGGGAGGACAGUGCAACAGCUGAAAUUCAGCUGCCUUCUAAAAGCCCUGUGGAAGAACAACACCCAGCCUCUUUGUCUUCUCGUCAUUCACUGAGUACACAAAUGGAGUCAACUCGAGUUUCAGCUUCUCUCCCCAGAAGUUACCAGAAAACUGAUACAGUCAGGUUAACAUCUGUGGUCACACCGAGACCUUUUGGCUCUCAGUCAAAGGGAAUCUCAUCACUCCCGAGAUCCUACACGAUGGAUGACGUGUGGAAGUAUAAUGGAGAUGUGGAAGGCAUUAAGAGAACUCAGAGCAGUGUGGCCAGCACCUCUGUGCACACACUGGACACAAGCCAGCUUGCUUCCAGUUUGUCCAGCAAGGGAGAUGCAGCGGCAGGAGAGAACGGGGUGCGGCUGCCUUCUCCCGCACCCACCUUCUCAUCUCCUUCCCAGGACCAGGCUGCCACUCCCACAGCCACUGUGUCUUCUUCCCUGUCUGGCCCCGAUUUAAUGUCUGAGCUUGAAGAAGGGAGAACCUCACCACAGACAGAGGUCUCAAAAAAAAAGGAUCAGUUCAGUGAUAUGAGGAUCAGCAUCAACCAAACGCCUGGAAACGGCCUUGACUUUGGGUUUACAAUAAAAUGGACUUUUUCUGGGAUCUUCAUAGCAUCACUCAAAGCAGGUAGCCCAGCAGAAUUUUCUCAGCUACAGGUAGAUGAUGAAAUUAUUGCUGUUAACAACACCAGGUUUUCAUAUAAGGACACAAAAGAGUGGGAGGAAACCAUGGCUAAUGCUCAAGAGACUGGAAACUUAGUAAUGGAUAUCAGGCGCUACGGAAAGUCUGACUGGGGCAAAGACCAGCCUUCCCUGCCAUUUACACGGCAUAAAACCCUCAAUCUCACCAGUAUGGCUACCAAAAUUAUAGGUUCACCUGAAACAAAGUGGAUUGACACAACUUCUGGAAUUUACAACUCAGACAAAUCUUCAAAUCUGUCAAUAACAACUGAUUUCUCAGAAAGCCUUCAGCAUUCUAAUACUGAAUCUAAGGAAAUUAAUGGCAUUCGUGAUGAAAACAGUACUUUCGAAUCAAAAGCAUCUGAACCUAUUUCUUUGAAAAACUUAAAAAGGCGCUCACAAUUUUUUGAACAAGGAAGCUCCGAUUCUGUGGUUCCUGAUCUGCCAGUUCCGACUCUCAGCGCCCCCAGUCGCUGGGCGUGGGAUGCGGAGGAGGAGCGGAAGCGGCAGGAGAGGUGGCAGAAGGAACAGGACCGCCUGCUGCAGGAAAAAUAUCAGCGUGAACAGGAGAAACUAAGGGAAGAGUGGCAAAGGGCUAAGCAGGAAGCUGAGCGAGAGAAUUCCAAGUACUUGAAUGAGGAACUGAUGGUCCUAAAUUCAAACAGCAUUUCUCUGCCCACACGAGAGCCUGCUGUUGCCUCCUGGGAAGCCACCUGGGGAGAAGUGUCCAAGUCUGUAGACAGGGAAGGGACCCGAGCAGGAGAAGAGGAGCAGAGAGAGCAGCCACAGGAAGGAGUGAAUGUGGACCAGAGAACCAAGCUGCAAGAACAACUCGCCCUUGAGAAAGAGAGGAAGCUCAAGGAGCAGCAGUGUCAGGAAGAGCAGGCGCAGAAGCAGCGUCAGGCGGAGGCCCCGGAGCAGAAGCUCCACGCAGAGAGGGAGAAGGAAACUUCAGUCAGAAUCUACCAGUACAGAAGACCUGUUGAUUCCUAUGAUACACCGAAGAGAGAGGAAGAAUCUCCAGGUUUGCUUCCUAGUGACAGGAAUAAAUCCAGGACCACCACUGAACUGGAAGAUUUCCCCACAAACAAAAAUGGAAGCAAUAAAAAUUUAGACCGAAUUGGGAGCACUAGCUCAUUACAGAGGAGCAUCAAGAAGGAACAAGGCCCAUCAGAAGCAGAGCUGGAGAGACAACAAAUCCUCCAAGAAAUGAGGAAGAGAACAUCCCUUCACAAUGACAACAGCUGGAUCCGACAGCGUAGUUCCAGUGUAAAUAAAGAGCCUAUUUGUCUGCCUGGGAUUAUGAGAAGAGGUGAAUCUCUAGAUAACCUGGAUUCCCCAAGAUCCAAUUCAUGGAGACAGUCUCCUUGGCUCAAUCAGUCUACAGGCGUCUACGCUUCCUCCUCUGUUCAAGACUUCAGUCGCCCUCCAGCCCAGCUGGUGUCCUCAUCAAACCGUGCCUACGUGCGCAAUCCGUCCUCCGGCGUACCCCCUCCUUCAGCCGGCUCUGCGAAGACCACCAGCUCACCUUCUCCCACGCCCCGCAGCCACUCUCCCUCAGCGGCGCAGUCAGGCUCCCAGCUACGCAACAGGUCAGUCAGUGGGAAGCGUGUGUGCUCCUACUGUAAUAACAUUCUGGGCAAAGGAGCCGCCAUGAUCAUCGAGUCCCUGGGGCUUUGUUAUCAUUUGCAUUGUUUUAAGUGCGUGGCCUGUGACUGUGCCCUCGGAGGCUCUUCCUCAGGAGCUGAAGUCAGAAUCAGAGACAACCAACUGUACUGCAACGACUGCUAUCUCAGAUUCAAAUCUGGACGGCCAACCGCCAUAUGAUGUUGGCCUCCUUUCGAAGGCACUGUUGCAGAUAGAAGAGGAGGCGGUUCAUGCUGAUGUAGAGCUAUAAAUAUAUGUUGUACGUCGUUUUUGGUCUCUUUUAUAAAAAGAAGAAAAGAAUAACACUUUGUGGGGCCUCUUUAGAUUACAUUGAAGCAUUAUAGUCCUGUUAGAACCUGUAUUUUGUUGUUGUUUAUUUAUAAGGAGGUAAUUAUAUGUGGGGGAAUGUGCAGUAUUUACUUUCUGAGUUCAGCGUUUUAAAAGCACAAGGGAAAAAAAAGAACUUGCAAGUAUUUUUGAGGCUGACAAUCUAGUUUGACUUUCUAGUGGUGUUUUGAAGGGGGUUAUUUUAUUGUUUUUUUAAAAGUUCUGAAACAUUGGACAAAGUUAAUAUAAAUAUGUAAUUGCAUUUGCUCUGUUUAUUGUAAUGUAAAUUAAUGCAAAACCAUAAGGAAACUCACUAAAAUGCACCCCCAAAUUUGCUUUCUGUUUUGUUCGUUUCAUCUAUAUAAUAGGAUGAUUCUUAAAAGUUAUGUAACAUUUAUUUGCUUGGUGAGGGGAAUUCAGUUUUCUUCACCAGAAUUGUGGCUAAGCAAUUUCCAAUAGAAAGCUUCUGCUUUUCAUUAAUGGAAAAUCAUCCCAGUUUGUAUACCCGAAGUUUUCUCCAAAAACUAGUGAGCCUUUCUGUUCAACGGCAUUUGUAAAUAAACUUGCUGAUGCAUUUAAGAA